AUGGGUUUUACCAAAUCUAUAAAAUUUAAUGAAAAAGACAUUAGAAGAAUGAAAGAUUUAUCGGUGGAAUGGGUGUGCGGUGAUAUUAGGCCCUUCAGCAUAUUCGAUGAUGAUGAUUUUAGACGUUUAGCACAAGAAUGUAUUCGAUUGGGUUCUAUAUACGGUGCAUUCGAUGUUAAUGAAAUUUUACGUGGUGAAAAAACCAUAUCACGAUAUGUUAUUUCAUUUGCUGAUAAUUCACGUGAACAAAUUAAAGAACUUUUAUCAAGUUCUCUACAAGAAAAUUCAUUAACAAUCUGUCCGGAUUAUUCGACAGACUUACAUAAAAAAAUUUCUUAUUUAGGUGUGAGUGUAAUAAUCGUCGACAAUGAUUAUUGUUAUAAAUCGAUCGAUCUGUGUUAAGCAAAUCCAUCAAUGGACGAUGCUAGUAAAUUACAAUACUUGAAGGAUGGUUUAAAACCUUCACUACGUUUUGAUGUAUCAUUAAAAAACCCACAAACUACAUUAGAGUUUUUAGAAUAUGCACAAAAGAUUGAAGAACUGAAAUCGUUCGAAGACAAACAAGAUGCAUUAACAUGUUUCGAUAAACAAAAAUCUACAAUCUUAUUAACAAACAACUUAAUCGAUGCAGAAAAUAAACAGCAGAAGAUUCAUCAAUCAUUUACACCUCAAGAGUCAAAUUAUAAUGAUGUCCGUUAUAAAUUAGGAUCUAACAACAUGAAUUUAACACGAAAAUCUAACCAUGUAACAACAACUCAAGCUCCAUAUGAUAAAGCAAUACCAAAACCACCAUAUCAAUGUUUUAAAUGUGGUGGAAAUGAUCAUUAUAUUCGUAAUUGCCCACAUUUUCAAUAG
Molecule: messenger RNA, 855 nt
Organism: Rotaria sp. Silwood2
Lineage: Eukaryota; Metazoa; Rotifera; Eurotatoria; Philodinida; Philodinidae
Source: the annotation of a GenBank genome assembly